GCCUCCUGAUCACGUGGUGUACAGCCGUUGUUGUCUCCUAAGUGUUGACUCUCCCUAUGGAGACCGAGUUGGAAAUAACGGGUCUAAAAUUUUGAUACUGGCAUUUAUAUUAUAAUUACAUCAUCUGUCAGGCUUGAAGAUGGCCUUUCUGUUUCAUUACACGUUCGGUCUCAGCUGCUUACGAAAGUGAAUGACAAAAUGAUUCUUAACAAAACAAUAAGCCCUACAAGGACAGUUUUUCUUUUCACCGGAUAGCAACUUGAGCAACAGCGUUAACUCGAGGUCAACAUUUUGAGCAGUAAAAGAAGGCAUCCUGAAAACUAAUGCAUACUACAGCAUUGGUCUUGAUAUCUGAACAACCAGCGUUUCAUUGACUAGUUCACCUUUUUAGCAGAUUAUAAUUUGCAGCGACCUUGUGGAAAAUGUUUAGACAAGGAGAGGUUGCAAAGCGCUGGCUUAAUAUGCAUAUUGCUCCUCAUGUUCGAAGUGUGGAUGUAGCUCGAGGAAGAACAGGCUAUGGUUUUACCUUAUCUGGACAAGCUCCUUGUGUUCUGAGCUGCAUUGUGAAAGGAAGUCCUGCAGAUUUUGUUGGGCUUCGAGUUGGAGACCAAAUUUUGUGUGUUAAUGACAUUAAUGUCUCUAAAGCCUCUCAUGAAGAUGUGGUCAAGUUAAUUGGACAGUGCACUGGUGUCUUGCAUAUGAUUAUUUCUGAAGGGAGUAGUCAUUUAGACUCUUGCUCCAGUGAUGAAGAACUUGGGUUUUGUGAAGGGAAAGGCUGGCUAAAAUCUAAGCUUGAUUCUAAAGCUUUAGGUAUUAACAGAGCAGAAAGAGUUGUUCAAGAGAUGCAGUCUGGUAGAAUAUUUAACAUGAUGUUUGAGAACCCAGCCUCUUCUGGUGUUUCCACAAAACCCACUUCAAAGCACAGGUCAUGUUCUGAACCAGCCUUUAAUAGCAAUGUCAGACAUGAAAGUGUGAAAAGCAGCCCUGAUUUACUGUCUGAAGAAGAACUGUCUAGAGUUCUGAAUGAGGAUUGUGUAUUUGAAGAUGCAUUGGAAACCCAAGAAGACUUUGGCUUAGAUGCAAGUAUUCUGAACGUUGGCAUGAUAGUAGGAUAUUUAGGUUCUAUAGAAUUGCCCUCCACAAGCUCUAAUCUUGAAAACGAUAGCUUGCAGGCAAUCCGGGGCUGCAUGAGGCGUUUGAGAGCUGAGCAGAAAAUCCAUUCUCUGGUGAUGAUGAAGAUUAUGCAUGAUUGUAUUGAGCUUGGCAAUGAUAGAAACGUUGUUGUAGCUAAGUAUCCUGCUGAGAAACUGGCAUUUAGUGCUGUUUGUCCUGAUGACAGAAGGUUUUUUGGUCUGGUAACCAUGCAGUCCAGUGAUGAUGUGAGUCUGUCACAGGAUGAAGGGGUUUUAAGGACCUCAUGCCAUGUUUUUAUGGUGGACCCAGAACUAUUUAAUCAUAAAAUUCACCAAGGUAUUGCAAGGCGGUUUAAUUUUGAAUGUACCCCUGAUCCAGACACAAAUGGUUGUUUGGAGUUUCCACUUUCUUCUCAGCCUGUCCUUCAGUUUGUUUCUGUUCUAUAUAGAGAUAUGGGCGAACCUAUUGAAGGAAUGAGGGCUAGAGCCUUUAUGGAGGGAGAUGCAGAUGCUCAACAGAACAACAGUAUAAGCAGUAACAGUGACAGUGGAAUUGGGAAUUUUCAUCUAGAAGAAAAAAGCAGUAGAGUUUUGGUUGUUGAUCUAGGAACCAAUCCAAGCAGGCAUGUACCUAACAGUAUAUGGGAAAAUGCUGUGGGAAGAUGUCCUGGACAGAUUAAUUCACAUCGAAAUGGUUACCGUCCUGAUCAAGAAGCAAAAUCAUUAGUAAGUGAUAAAGUUCAUGAUGCUUCCCAAAACAGUAAUCGAAAUCUAGGUCCUUCUGCUCGAAUUGAAGUCCCUCUAGUUUCUUCACGCUCAUUGUUGCCUCAAGGGAAAAAAGCCUCAACAUUGGGUGCCUGUUAUCGUGGUGGUCAAAGCUGGUUGCCAGUUCAUGUUCUUCAGGGUUGGCAGCAUGGUAACACUAGUGACCAAGAAUCAUAUGCUGAAUCCACAGAUGGGUGGUCAAGUAUUAACUGUGGUACACUUCCUCCCCCAAUGAGUAAGAUUCCAGCAGAUAGGUACAGAGUUGAUGGAAACCUUGCACAGCCUGCUCAACUUAUUUCCCAAAAAGAUGAAUGGCGUAAGAAGUUCUUGGGUGGAGAGAAAGUCUUCACAACUCCCCAAACUGGAAACAGAAACAAAGAAACUAAAAAGAGCAUGAAAUUUCCAGGACUCUCCCUUGGGCUUUCACAGAUCACUCAGCGUUCUUCAUUUCGGAGACCAAGUGGAAAACCUAAGCGUUUUAGUAUAAGCCGUUCUCUGGAUGACUUGGAGGUGAAUAUGAUAAUACUGACUGCUUCUAAUAAAUUUGUUAUACUUUGA
This is a messenger RNA of Protopterus annectens (West African lungfish), 2456 nucleotides long. It is a transcript of the gene RGS12, whose product is annotated as regulator of G protein signaling 12. Lineage: Eukaryota; Metazoa; Chordata; Ceratodontiformes; Protopteridae. The record is from RefSeq and is a predicted model, not a curated record. Bases 423 to 2456 code for a protein of 677 amino acids. Gene Ontology annotation, molecular function: GTPase activator activity; protein binding. The transcript has 3 exons.